Molecule: messenger RNA, 423 nt
Organism: Cooperia oncophora
Lineage: Eukaryota; Metazoa; Nematoda; Chromadorea; Rhabditida; Trichostrongylidae
Source: the annotation of a GenBank genome assembly
AUGCCUUAUGCGAAUCAACCUGUGAUCAAUAUCCUUGAACUUAGCGAUGAGUUAGUUCGCUUUUCUUUGGAGGAUACCGAUUUGAGUGUUGCGAAUUCACUACGACGGGUCUUCAUAGCUGAGGUUCCAACAAUAGCCAUCGAUUGGGUCCAGAUUGAGUCGAAUACCAGCGUACUUCACGACGAGUUUAUUGCACAUCGAAUGGGUUUGAUCCCGAUGGUUUCUGACAAUGUGGUUGAUGAGAUGCAGUACACGAGGGAGUGUCAGUGCACAGAAUUCUGUGAUGCCUGCUCAGUGCUCUUCGAACUCAAUGUCAAGUGUAAGGAAGAGGCCACUCGAUCGGUAACGACAGCUGAUCUUGUCUGUAAGACGGAGAAGUACAGUAGCUCGGUAAGUUCUUCUGUUCUAUUCACGGGCGCCUAG